AUGGACGACGCUGAUUUGGAUUCUGCGCAGGUUCUGGACUUUGGCGCUCAGCCUGUUCGACGAUUUGCACCUGCACAGCCCCUUGGCGAACCGCGAUGCUUGCAGCCCGAUCACUUCAGCCUCGCCAACAUCGUGGUGGCGCUUGAUGUGGCAUGGCAGAGCUCGCUGGCGCUGCUCCAAGGCCGGGAGGCUCUGGCAGAUGUGGUGGUCUACAGCGCCUUGAUGCGCUCCUGCGAGCGAGGACAUGCAUGGAAGGUGGCACUGGACGUUUUCCGCAACAUGCAGCAUGCAGGUGUUGAGCCGAACUCUGUGGCCCUCUGCGCGGCGCUGUCAGCACUGGCUGCAGGCAGCCGAUGGCGUGAGGCUUUGCAGAUGUUGCCGACCUGCCCGCCUGAAAUCAUCGCCGUCAAUGCCACCAUCACUGCCUGCGCGAAUGCCUCCGAGUGGCAGGCGCCGCUCCAGCUGCUGUCGCAGCUGCCCGAAUCGAUCUCUCCGACCGUGGUCACCUUCAGCGCCGUGGUGAGUGCCUGUGAGCGAGCAGGGCAGUGGGAGCAGUGCCUGGAGCUCUUGCAGGAGUUGGAGAAGGCUGGGCUCCUCGAGGAAGAUUCUGCUGCCCUGAACUCCUCUGUGAAGGCCUGUGCUGCGGCGCAACAGCAGCGCCAUGCGAUGUUGCUGCUUCGGCGUCAGUCCACGGUGCGAUGGCCGCGAAACGCAGGGUCCGAGCACCCACACAG
Molecule: messenger RNA, 734 nt
Organism: Symbiodinium sp. CCMP2456
Lineage: Eukaryota; Dinophyceae; Suessiales; Symbiodiniaceae
Source: the annotation of a GenBank genome assembly